AACUGACAUGACUGGGAACGCUUCUAGUGAUAAGGAGCCGCGCAUAGAGGAGUUUUCCGUACUUUAGGAAGUAUUUUGUCUUUUUCUCAUUGUUGCGACGUGCGUUGUUUCAGCCAAUGUUGCGCUUGUCAAACUUCUCGAGACUCAGUUUCUGAAAGACUGAGAACCAGCUUUACUUAAAGGCAAUUGUUGUCUGUUCUUUAACGGAUUAUAUGCAUUUCAAUAUAGGAACGAUGAGAUACUCUCGCACUGGGCAGAAGUAAAUGCUUCACUGUCAUGGAAUGUGGAAGCGCGAGCACUGAAUUUUUUUUAAAAAUUUCCCUAAAUGCAUUUACAGCCUCCAAGGAUGAUGCUGAUUGUUCUACCAAACUUUUGCACUUUUUUGCGGUGAGCAUAAAAAUUCUAAACUGUUAUUUAUUUAUUUUUUUUUAUUUUUUUUUAAGUAAGUUAAAUCUUAACUUCGCAUCUUAAUCGCAUUACACUUUACUGGAUUUGAUCUACUGGCGUAAGUUUCACUAAAGACUUCAAACAUGAGGGGAACGGACAUGCUUGUUUUCACAGUUUUGUGUCUGUUGACAUGGUCGGUAUACGUGUCAGAGAGCAGCCCGACCGAUAAACAAGCCAAACUCAGGCUGACGUCCAUAAGAGGAGCAAGACUCAACAAUUCAAGACAGAGUCAGAUCAUUAGAACAGGAGCAGGUUCAUGGAUCAGUGACCGACCCGAACAAAUACUGGGAGAUGAGGGCAUAAACGUUACCAGGAACGGACACUCCAGAAAGGUCUUGGCACAAAGAAGACCAGCGCAGGGUGGGUCUAGGAAUCCAAUUCAGCAUGAUGAUGGAACACCUGGAGCCAGGGCCAGAGUAUUCCGUAUGCCAAGCAACACUGGUUCUCCAAGUUUAUUGGCCUCAUUUGCUGGGAAGAACCGCCUGCUGGUCAUUUCAGCACCUCAUGACUCUGAAGGCUACUACAGAUUGAUGAUGAGCCUUCUCAAACCGGAGGUUUACUGUGAGAUGGCAGAGCGCCACAUGCAUCAGAUUGUGAUAUUUCACCAGGAAGGGGAGAUGGGUGGCAAAAUCCGACGCAUUACUAAUGAAGGUAAAGUGAUGGAAGAGCCUUUAGAUACAGCCCUCAUUCCCAGGCUCAUGAACUUCCUUAAAUUAGAGAAAGGGAAGUUUGGAAUGGUCCUUCUUAAAAAGACCCUACAGGUGGAGGAGCGCUACCCAUAUCCUGUCAGACUGGAGGCCAUGUACGAAGUUAUCGACCAGUCGCCCAUGCGCAAAAUGGAGAAAGUACGGCAAAAAGGCUUUGUGCAGAAGUGUAAAGGGGCUGGGGUGGAGGGUCAGGUGGUUGAGGGGGUCCUCAGCAUCGGCCCCCAGGUUGAUUCACCAAUGGAUAGGAGACCAGAGAGAAAAGAGGUGAGGAAACCCAUCCGGAGACCACCUCAGGCGACAACUACAACUACACCAACUCUAACGAGACCAACAACCACUACCACCACCACAACUACCAAAGCAACUACCACCACCACAAGGCCCACAACUACAACCCACUCCACCACAACAACAACAACAAAACGGUCUGCCACAACCACUACACGGGCCACCACCACCACUCAGAGCACCACGAGAGUUCACAAGACCACUAAUGAGCCCUACUAUUACAACCAUAAGGACAGAUACAAGACCAAAAGCACCACCUCACCCACCACUAUUCCUGUUUAUUAUAGCAAGGCAGACACAGGAAAAUAUGGCGAUAACCGUACAGACAAAAAGGAAUAUGGUCGCAAACACACCAAUGUCAUACCUACACAACACAAGCCUUCUAAAGUUAAGCCAUCCAAGAAAAAGAAUGGCAAUAAGGGAAUUAGUAAUGCUUAUGAGGAUAAAUACGAUGUAGGAGAACCCACCGAUGGUUAUCCUGAAAAGAAGGAAGAGAUUGUCCCCACCAAGAAAGGUAAGGGCAGGCAGGACAAGACUGAUAAAAAGAAGAAAAAGGACAAGACCGACAAGUUGUCAAAGAAGGACAAGGCAGAGAGGAGGGGAAAGGAUGGAAAAGGGGGAAAGAAAAAUGGUAAGAAAAUUUUAAAGACCCCUGAGAAAGAAGAGUAUCCGAAACCAACAAAGAGACCAUUACCGUCACCACCCAAAAGAACUCUGGCAACCUUUUUGGACUAUUUUGAAAGCAGAAGGAGACUAAUUUUGAUUACUGUUCCAACGGAGGAAAACAACAUGUAUGUUCAGCAGAGGGAUGAAUACCUGGAACAUGUGUGCGAGAUGGCCAUCAGGAAGAUUUCCAUUAUCACCAUCUUCGGCACCCUGACAAACAGCACCAUGAAGAUAGAUCAUUACCAACUUGAGAAUGACAAACCCAUGAAAGGUCUGAAACAGGAGGAUUUGGAGAACCAGUAUCUCAUCACAGAACUGAGGAAAGACUUUGGAAUGACCUAUAAUGAUUUCUUUAUGGUUCUUACAGAUCUGGACAUGAAAAGAAAGCAAUACUAUGAAGUGCCAAUUGCAAUGAAAGCUGUGUUUGACUAUGUCGACACGUUUUUCUCACGCAUCAGAGAAAUGGAACAACAGAAACGUGAUGGAGUGACUUGUAAGAAAGAAGACAAGCCAAGAUCAUUAGAGAACUUCCUUUCCAGGUUUCGUUGGAGACGGAGGUUGUUUGUCAUAUCUGCACCAGACGAUGAGGAAUGGGCAUAUCAGCAACAGCUCUAUGCAUUGACCAGCCAGGCAUGCAAUCUAGGUCUUCGCCAUGUGUCAAUUCUGAAGCUAGUAGGGACAGAGCUGGCAGACAUGGGUGGAGUGUUGGAACUUUACCCCAUCAAUGGAACUGCAACAGUGGAGCGUGAAGGAAUAUCUGCAACUCUAGUGAGGGACAUCAGAAACUAUUUCCAGAUCAGCCCUGAGUACUUCUCCAUGCUGUUGGUGGGGAAAGACGGAAACGUCAAGUCCUGGUACCCGUCCCCCAUGUGGUCCAUGGCCAUCAUCUAUGACCUGAUCGACUCUAUGCAGCUCCGCAGACAGGAAAUGGCCAUCCAGCAGUCUCUAGGCAUGCGCUGCCCGGAAGAUGAGUACGGUGGCUAUGGUUACCACCACGGUUACCAUGAGGGUUACCAGGAUGGCUAUCAUCAGGGUUAUUAGGGCUAACCUGUGAUCCCUGCAAAAGGUUUUACAGUUUCCAUAAAACAGUUUCAUGGUAAGAGAUAACUCCCAAAACUUUUACCUGGUUUUAUAAUAAUCACACACAGCUGUCCUUCUUUAAAGAUGCCUGUCCUCUGCGAUAGGUCUAAGAUCUCUUUCACAUCUAUGGACAUAAACUUUUGUAGAUAAAAGACGUUAACAAAAAGUUUUUAUUUAUUGGAUGUUUUCUCUAUACAAAGUGAUUGUUUUUAAAAGUCACAUCCUGCUUUUCUUUAUGAAACCACGGUUUUGUUUUUCUUUGUUGUAAAGAGCACUGUUGCCAUAUGGUGUAUGUCUUAUUUAUAAAUGUAAAAGUUGUGCUUAAAUUUCAGUAAAGAUAUAUUAUCAUG
Molecule: messenger RNA, 3538 nt
Organism: Myxocyprinus asiaticus (Chinese sucker)
Lineage: Eukaryota; Metazoa; Chordata; Actinopteri; Cypriniformes; Catostomidae
Product: coiled-coil domain-containing protein 80-like
Exons: 8
Coding region: 531-3149 (872 amino acids)
Source: RefSeq, a predicted model, not a curated record